Haemonchus placei is the source of this 2082-nucleotide messenger RNA. The record is from the annotation of a GenBank genome assembly. NCBI's taxonomy places the organism in Eukaryota, Metazoa, Nematoda, Chromadorea, Rhabditida, Trichostrongylidae.
AAUAGUUUUUUCUCUAACUUCUUAAUUUUCCAGGAAGGACCUAUUGAAAUCACAGCGGGUGCACCUCACACGAAAUUCAGCAUUGAAAAGAGUACACUAACGCUUCCAAAUGUCAGUAUUCGGGAUGUAACCGUUGAAGGUUUCGAUGUUUGCGGUAGCGUAGAGAAGAAGGCCAGUGAGGCGAUAUCUGCACCUCUGGUAUUGAAACGUGUCGACAACGCGGAUACUGUUUCUAUUCGACCUGACGCUGAUGGAAAAUUCUGUAAAAUGGUUCCUCCAGCAAAAUAUACAAUUUCGCCGGCCGAUGCAUCCUCGACAUUGACUCCACGAUCGCUGGAUAUCGACUUGACUACGUCAUCUGUUCAUGAUUUGCGCUUCACACACUUCAAAACCGACGCAGUCGUUCUUGUUACGUGCAUAGGAACAUGUGAAACAUUAUCGAUAUCCUUAUUGCAUGGAAGCAAUGUUGUUGAUACAGUUCGUGGAAAAGAUGAAUUUGUUUUCAAGAAUAUUGGCCCAGGCAACUAUCGGGGUGACCGGGGCUGUUGGGAACAACGAGAACUACCGUUGGUCAUCGAAAAAGUUCGUCCACAACCAGUGCAUUUCGUUCAAAGUGGCUUCGCUAACAGUAUUAAACUCAGUCAUCCAGCACAGCUAGUAAGUCUUAUUUACUCGGCGGUAGUGCAUGAUUUCAGUUGUAUUUUUCAAAAGAAAAUCUGUGUUUUAUUUUCAGUUGCAUCCGAUCAAAUCUAUGAAUCGAAAGCUUUGGAUGCAAAGAUUAGCGGCAUGGUCAAAAGCACAGCGGUGUUGCUUAGGUCUGGUGCUGGUGAGCGAGAUGUAUCUGUUGGUUCAAAUGGUGUAUUCUCCUUCCAUGAACCCUUGACCUCGAGUGGAGACGUGAUCAUAACUCCUCAGUCAGGCACCCACUUGUUCGAUCCUUCUAAAUUCUCACUGAGAUUCAGGUUUGUUGUUCUUUUAAAUAUAUCGGAGUUUGAGUUUUCAGGAGGUAUUUUCUUUUUGGUUCUUCAGAUUGUUGCUCAACAUAAGCAAGAUGUAAACGUUCAUUUCGAAACCGUUUCGGAUGCAAAAGGAAAAUACAGGAUUGGUCCCGUUCGUCGUGCGGAAGAUAUAAAAAUCACAGCUGAACUUGACGGUUAUGCAUUUGCUGAGAAGCCAGGCCAUGUUGGGCAUAUAUUGAGCACGAAACUCAGCAAAUUGACAGUUGUUGAAACAUCUGAACGAUUAGAUGACGUGCUGUUAUCGAUUGUUGGUGGAAAGGAUUACAGAAGUAAUAGUAUGAUCGAUAAAACAGGAGAAAUCAAUUUUGUCGGUUUGGCACCUGGUGACUACUUCCUCCGAGCGAUACUGCAAGAGUAUAAGUUUGAACCAUCGACGACGACGAUCACUGUAAAAGAAGGCCAACAUGAACAUGUUGAACUCCGAGGAAAAAGAGUGGCUUUCAGUGUGUUCGGUCGUAUUCGCGAGAUGUCGGGAUCAGCGGUCGUGGGAGUGGUGGUUGAAGCGUUGUCAGAGCAAUGUGAUCAACAUCAAUCAGAAGCUGUCACUGCUCAGGACGGUUCCUACCGUAUUCGCGCACUGCGGCCUAGCUGUCAAUACCGAGUGUCGAUUAAAGCCGGAGCUGAUGGAGCAGCUGCUCCGCACUGUUUUCCGUCUCAGUUCGAAGUGAGGAUGACUGCUGAAGAUCUGAAAGGAUUGGAUAUGGUUGCAGCGCCGUACGAUUUGAGCACCGAUCUUGCUGUAGAGCGCGACGGUGAAACGAUUUCUCAAUCAGUGGUCCAUGCUCCGGUUACGGUAUACUAUUUGAAUAACUUGCCCCGUGAUGGCAGGGAAUAUUCAGUCCGAGUAGAGCCUGAUCGGCAACCGCAGACCUUCCCGGCAAAGACAGUGUUCUUCACCACUGAUGCACCAGUACGUGUCGUGAGGAUUCCAAUCACAUCGUCUAAGCGCUCGGGUGAAGUAGAGAUCAGCGCCGGCUCUCUACUUGCUUUGCCGUUUUUCGGAUUGCUUGCGUUGAUUUUCUUCAAUCAGUUCUAUUUGAAACUUGGAAGUCAUCUUUAUUGA